CCAGCACUUCCAUUCAGUGUGUGUGUGUGAGCGAGAUGGUGGGUCCACGUCUGCGACUCUUCCAUCUCAUAGUGCGCAGGAUGUCUUCAAACAACAAAUAUCUGAUAGAAGACCCCAAGUAUGGAUUCCUCAAGGAACUAGGACUGGAGAGAGUAAAUGUUGGAGUCUACCAUGGGAAAUGGAAAGCUAGUGGCCAGGUUGUCCAGUCAGUGUGCCCCGCCAACGGUCAGGUGAUAGCAGAAGUACAGCAGGGAAACCUGGCAGAUUAUGGAACCUGUGUAGAGGAGGCUCAGGCAGCCUGGCAACUAUGGGCAGAUCUGCCCGCUCCCCGCCGUGGUGAAAUAGUCCGCCAGAUUGGAGAAGCCCUCAGGAAAAAGUUGAUCCCCCUGGGGAAACUCGUCUCUUUAGAAAUGGGUAAGAUCCUGGCUGAAGGGGUCGGGGAGGUACAGGAGUAUGUGGAUAUCUGUGACUACGCUGUAGGAUUGUCACGCUCGUUCAGCGGUUCACUGAUACCAUCUGAACGACCGGGUCAUGUGCUACUGGAGCGCUGGAAUCCUCUUGGAGUCAUCGGUGUCAUCAGUGCCUUCAACUUCCCCAUUGCCGUUUACGGCUGGAAUAGUGCUAUCGCCAUGGUUUGCGGAGACACAGUUGUGUGGAAGGGAGCUCCAAGCACGCCUCUUGUGUCAGUUGCCACAGCUAAGGUGGUGUCGGAGGUGUUGGAGCGUAACAAUAUGCCUGGAGCAGUCUGCGCACUUUGUUGUGGUGGCAGUGAUGUCGGUGAGGCCAUGGCUGCUGACACCAGGCUCCCCUUGCUCUCUUUCACUGGCAGUACUGCUGUCGGCCACAAGGUGGGAGUGAAGGUGCAAGAUAGGUUUGGCAAGCCACUCUUGGAGUUAGGGGGCAACAACGCGAUCAUCGUGGCAGAAGAUGCAAACCUGGACAUGGUGGCUCAGUCCGUGGUGUUCGCCUGCGUUGGGACAGCUGGCCAGCGGUGCACUACCACUCGAAGACUAAUCCUGCACACCAAGGUGUAUGACGCUGUGCUGUCUCGAUUAGUGAAGGCAUACCAGAGUGUGCUGAAGAGGCUUGGAGACCCUUUGGAUGAGAACACUCUGUACGGACCACUCCACUCUGCAGACUCUAUUAAGAGGUUCACAGCCACCAUCGAGAAAGCAGUUAAAGCUGGUGGUAAAAUUGAGUUUGGCGGAAAGGUUAUAGAACGACCUGGGUUCUAUGUAGAGCCCACAAUAAUCACUGGCUUGGCCCAUGAUGCGGAGGUAGUUCACACAGAGACCUUUGCUCCUAUAGUCUAUGUCCUGCGGGCUAACAACGUGGACGAAGCCAUCUCAUGGAACAACGAGGUCAAGCAAGGCCUGUCCUCCAGCAUCUUCACACAGGACCUGGCCACCCUCUUCAAGUGGAUUGGACCCAAAGGGUCGGACUGUGGAAUCGUCAACGUAAACAUUCCCACGAGUGGGGCUGAGAUAGGGGGGGCAUUUGGAGGUGAGAAGCACACCGGAGGCGGGAGAGAGUCUGGAUCUGAUUCCUGGAAGCAGUAUAUGCGUAGGUCCACCAUAACCAUUAACCAUAGCUCCAGUCUCACUUUGGCCCAAGGGAUCAAGUUUGAGUGAUUCAACGUGUCAAGAAAUAAAUCGUUUUACACCAUUG
Messenger RNA from Homalodisca vitripennis (glassy-winged sharpshooter), 1668 nucleotides. Its product is annotated as alpha-aminoadipic semialdehyde dehydrogenase-like. Gene Ontology annotation, molecular function: aldehyde dehydrogenase (NAD+) activity. Bases 36 to 1631 code for a protein of 531 amino acids. NCBI's taxonomy places the organism in Eukaryota, Metazoa, Arthropoda, Insecta, Hemiptera, Cicadellidae. The record is from RefSeq and is a predicted model, not a curated record. The transcript is spliced from 8 exons.